Molecule: messenger RNA, 2421 nt
Organism: Cladocopium goreaui
Lineage: Eukaryota; Dinophyceae; Suessiales; Symbiodiniaceae
Source: the annotation of a GenBank genome assembly
AUGGCACUUCGGCCUAUUGAUUGGACUUCCUGGAAGGGUGCGGCGAAGCUGUGGCUCACCACCCAUCCAGGGUUCAAUCAUAGGGAGGUCACGCGCGAGCAGCGGCUGGAGAGCUUCGAGCUGCGCGCGGCCUUUGCGGUGGCGACUGCGGCUGCCCAUCGCGAGGACAGAGGCCUGGGAGCCCUGCCUUGCGAUAGGUGCGGCGUGUGGACGCACUGCUGGUGCGAAGCUUGCCAGCGGCCUGCGACGGCUAUCUGCACUGUGUGCGAUGCCGCGGAGGCGAUCUGCCACGCCUGUGAGCGUGCCGGCAAGUCCUGGCGAAGCGCCCGAGCGGCGUACGAAGCGGCGACGCCGCAGGAAGAGGAGAUCGUCGAGAUCUCCGGGUUCCAUGAUGCAGCGGGAGUCUUCCAGACCAUUGACCCCCCGCUCCGGAUCCCCCUCAGGGAGGUCCUCUCGGCCGAUGGCGAGCCGGACGCGGCCGCCAUCACCCGCCGUGCCGCCGCGCACGGCCAAAGAGUGGAGACGGCGGCAGAUGUAGUAGGGUUGUACCCCAAUGUGGACCUGUUCAUGGAUGCCCUGCAUGCCGUGAUGGGGACACGUGUGGAUGCCGACCUUAGCAUGGAUGUGGCGUGCACUUAUGCUCGGGUUCAUGGGCUGGCCCGUAAGACAAAGAAGCACGCAGUUGAGCUCGUAGUAGCCGAGCGGCAGUCUGUGUACCCCUCGGGUGCUGCUGAGCGCGGUGGAAGCCGUGAAGCGGCCGCUAGCAGCCGCGGAAUGAAGCCCCUGGUGGGCCUUGGGACAGGCUCGGCUGGAUCCACUGUGGUGUCUGGGCCUGGUCCUGCACCGGCCAGCACCAAAGCAGACGUAGCCAAGCAGACUAAGUUGGACCUCCUUUUCCACCUGCUGGUUGACUACGUUUUAGACUUGCAGGAGCUGGGCAUCGAUACUGCCCUCCUGGCUGACCCGCUGGGUCGCACAAAGGUCCGUGAGACUGUGCUCCACGGGGCCCAGAGAUUGUCGACCCAGAGGCUGGGUGCUUUGAUCAGCAGCUUCAAGAGGUGGGUGAAGUUUUGUGAGGAGAGGCAGUGGGCGCCUAACGCACCGAAGCCGUUCCAGUUGGCCACUUACCUGCACUGUGUCAGUCAGGGGGGGCCCACAGCGGCAUCGUCGAUGCAUGCAGCCUUGAAGUGGUUCGCAGACCAGGCUGGUGCGGCACUGGAUCUGUCGCACCCCAUGGUGGCCCCUUACCGCUUCCACGCUGUGACCCACACAGCGAGGCAGGCCCCGGAGCUUCAGCCCUGGGAGCUGAUCAACUUGGUUUGCCUCUUCGGCCGUGCCAAGGGCAACCAUAAGCUCCUGUUGGCCUGGGUGGUGAUGGCGGCGAUCUCUUGCGUUCGCUGGGAACACCUGCAGCGCUCGAGUUUCGUGGCUGGCCACACCAAGUGGAUUGAAUUCCACUGCCAGCAAGGCAAAGCUCGGAAGAAGGGAGCCAGGCCAGCGUAUGGAUGGGCUCUACCAGAAUGGUGCUGGGAAGGCCAUGGUGUUGGCCGCAUCCUCGAGGAUUUUUACCGGCAUGAAGUGCUGGCCACGGCGGGUUUCCUGGUACCAGCAUUGCAGCUGGCUGCGGACAACCUCUGGGAAGUCACAGAGACUACCCCGCUGGUCCUUGGAAAGCCGAUGUCCAGGGGACGCUUCCUGGAAAUCUUCCGGGGUGCCCUCAUGCAGUGUGGUUUGGAUACCCACUCAGCGAAGGGGGCGACCUUUAACCGGCUGAGGCGUUUCCUGCCUACGCUGGGUAAUGUGCUGGAGAUUUCCGAUGUGGAUGCGCAAGCGGUGGGAAACUGGACUGAGGUCCCACAGGGAGGUGGCCUCACUGCACCGAGACCCAAGGCUGCCAUGACGAUGGGCCGCCACUACGGGGGCCAUAAGGUGCUGCGCUCGGCGGUGGUCAAGGUGCGCCUCCUGGAGCGCUUCCUGGAGCUGUGGAAGUUGCAACGGCAGCAUGUGUCCCUCACUGCCGAGGGCCUGCUGCCUGUUGACUCCUGGCGUUGGCCUGACUUGCAGGCGUUGCACCGGCAGACUCCUUGGUCAGCAGCCGAUCCAGACCUGUCCGCUGCUAUCACGGAUGCGGCGGCCCCGGCGCCUGAGCAACCAGGUGAGGAGCAGCCGGACGACCAGGCCGCUACCCUUGAGGAGCCGGCAGGGGAGCCAGAGGCGGCAUCAGGUGCCUCAGGCGAUGACAGCAGCUCGGCCUCUGACAUCUCCGCCGAUGCGGAUGACCUGGUGGGCAUUUUGCCGGACCCUACAGCAGCAGCUGAAAUCAAGUGGUUUCGCCAGGGCACCAAGACGCACCUGGUGAGCGACACAUCGGAGAGUGACCGGCUGAUCCCGUAUUGCCGAGACAAGCCGUUUGACCACUAA